AUGGCGCUCAAUGCUGCCUCGCACAAUGUCGCCGGCGAGAAGACUGGCCCCACCACCGUUGCUCCUCCUGCCGUUAGCGACGAGAGCAAGAAGGAGCUCCUUGAGGCCGCCAAUGCAGACAGCACCGGCCAGUCUGCGCCCGGACGCGAGAACGAGAAGGGCGUAGAGAAGAAGGAGAAGACAGCAAAGGAGCUCGAGAAGGAGCGAAAGAAGGCUGAGAAGGACGCCAAGUUCAAGGCGAAGAAGGCUGCUCAGGCUGGGCCCGCUGCUACGAAGGAGGGUGGUUCUAAGAAAGAGAAGAAGAAGGCCAAAGAGGAGGAACAGCUGCCCGAGUACAAGGAGGAGACACCCAAGGGCGAGAAGAAGCGCCUGAGAAGCCUUGAUGACCCACACACAAAGGCCUACGUGCCAAAGGUUGUUGAGUCAGCGUGGUACGACUGGUGGGAGAAGGAGGGCUUCUUCAAGCCUGAGCUCCAGGCCGACGGCACUGUCAAGAGCGCCGGCAACUUCGUCAUCCCCAUUCCUCCUCCCAACGUUACCGGCAAGCUCCACUGCGGACACGCCCUCGCCACAUCACUACAGGAUGUCCUGAUCAGAUGGCAUCGUAUGCGCGGCUUCACCACCCUCUAUCUGCCUGGUUGCGAUCAUGCAGGUAUCGCCACGCAGAGCGUUGUCGAGAAGAUGCUUUGGAGGCGCGAGAAGAAGACGAGGUACGACCUCGGUCGCCAGAAGUUCUUGGAGCGCACACACGAGUGGAAGGAAGAGUACCACCAGCAUCUCACACACACCCUGAAGCGCAUGGGUGGUUCGUUCGACUGGACUCGCGAGGCUUUUACAAUGGACAACAACCUGUCUGCAGCCGUGACAGACAGUUUCGUCAAGAUGCACGAGGAUGGUCUCAUUUACAGGUCGAACAGGCUUGUCAACUGGUGCACACAACUCAACACGGCGCUGUCAGCCCUUGAGGUUGACAACAAGGACCUUACAGGCAGGACCGUGCUCACUGUCCCUGGCUACGAGCGCAAGGUCGAGUUCGGUGUCCUGACGCACUUCAAGUAUCAGAUCGAGGGCAGCGAUCAGACCAUCGAGGUCGCUACAACUCGUGUUGAGACAAUGCUUGGUGAUUCCGGUAUCGCCGUCCACCCCAAGGACGAGCGUUACAAGCACUUGGUUGGCAAGAAAGCCAAGCACCCCUUCAUCGACCGUCUUCUGCCUAUUGUCGCCGACGAAUACGUUGACCCUGAGUUCGGUACUGGUGCCGUCAAGCUGACACCCGCGCACGAUCCCAACGAUUUCAACCUCGGAAAGAAGCACAACCUCGAGUUCAUUAACAUCCUCAACGAUAACGGUACUCUGAACAAGAACGCCGGCAAGUUCGAGGGCCAGAAGCGAUUCGAUGCCCGUUACACCGUUGUUACGGCGCUCGAGGAGGCUGGGCUUUUCGUCAAGAAGGUCGACAAUCCGAUGAAGGUGCCUAUCUGUUCAAGAUCUGGAGAUGUCAUCGAGCCAAUCAUGAAGCCGCAGUGGUGGAUGAAGAUGGACGAAAUGGCCAAGCCAGCGAUUGAGGCUGUCCGAAACGGCGACAUCAAGAUCCGUCCGGCGAGCUCGGAGAAGACAUACAUGCACUGGAUGAACAACAUUCAGGACUGGUGUUUGUCGCGUCAGCUCUGGUGGGGUCACCAGAUUCCUGCUUACUACGUCAAUAUCGAGGGCGGCGAGGGUGACCGUACCGAUAACGAGCUCUGGGUCACCGGUCGCACAGAAGAGGAGGCAAACAAGAAGGCUGCGGAGAAGUUUCAGGGCAAGAAGUUCACGCUUGAGCGUGAUGAGGACGUACUCGACACAUGGUACUCUUCCGGUCUCUGGCCCUUCAGCACGCUCGGCUGGCCUAAUGAGGACUCCGUCGACCUCAAGAACCUCUUCCCCACAUCCGUCCUUGAGACUGGUUGGGACAUUCUGUUCUUCUGGGUUGCUCGCAUGAUCAUGCUUUCGCUCCGCCUGACAGGAAAGGUUCCCUUCAAGGAGGUCUACUGUCACUCGCUGAUCCGUGACUCCGAAGGCAGGAAGAUGUCAAAGUCUCUUGGAAACGUCAUCGACCCUAUCGACAUCAUGGACGGUAUUACCCUUGAGAAGCUCCACCAGCAGCUGACUAUGGGUAAUUUGGACCCCAAGGAAUUGAAGACCGCCGAGAAGUACCAGAAGACUUCGUUCCCACAGGGUAUCCCCGAGUGCGGUGCGGAUGCUCUGCGCAUGGCCCUUGUUGGAUACACAACUGGUGGUGGCGACAUUUCGUUCGACGUCUCUGUCAUUCACGGAUACAGGAGGUUCUGUAACAAGAUCUACCAGGCUACCAAGUACGUUCUUGGUCGUCUGGGCGACUUCCAGCCUCGUGCGCAGAUCGAGAAGGGUGGCAACGAGUCGCUCCCUGAGCGCUGGAUUCUGCACAAGCUCACCACUUCUGCUAAGAAGAUCAACGCUCAUCUCGAGGCGCGCGAGUUCUCGCUUGCUACACAGGUUGCUUACAGGUACUUCUACGAGUUUCUGUGCGACACUUACAUCGAGAACAGCAAGGCUAUCUUCGACGACGGCAGCGAGGCCGAGAAGGAGAGUGCCAAGCAGACCCUUUACACAGCCAUUGAGGGCGGUCUGACCAUGAUCCACCCCUUCAUGCCUUUCCUUACCGAAGAGCUGUGGCAGCGUCUGCCCCGCAGGCAAGGCGACAAGACCCCAUCCAUCACUGUCGCCUCCUUCCCACAAUACAACGAGUCCUUCAACGACGAGAGCGCCGAGGCCGAGUACGAACUCCUCGUUGACGUAUCAAGAGCCCUGCGUUCCCUCACCGCCGAGUACGGCUUCAAGGACAACGGUAAGACUUACAUCCAGCCUCUCGACGACAUCACACACAAGUCACUCCAGGCCACCACAUCCCUGCCCUCCAUCCGCUCGCUGGCUGGCAAAACCGUCUCCGAGAUCACCAUCCUCACUCCCUCGGACCCACUCCCUACCGGCUGCGCUGUGUAUACCGUCGGCUCGUCUGCGACAGCGUUCCUGGACGUCAAAGGCCAUAUUGAGGUCGACAAGGAGAUCACCAAGGCGCAGGAUAGACUCAAAAAGGCGAACGAGACGAUCGAGAAGCAGAAGAAGAUCAUGGAUGACGAUUGGGAGGAGAAGGUCUCUGAUGUUGUUAAGGAGCAGGAGAAGGAGAAGCUUAGGGCGGCGGAGAUUGAGGGCAAGAAUUGGCAGGCUAGUAUUGAGCAGUUUGAGAAGCUCAAGCUGUCUGAGUAG
Molecule: messenger RNA, 3285 nt
Organism: Macroventuria anomochaeta
Lineage: Eukaryota; Fungi; Ascomycota; Dothideomycetes; Pleosporales; Didymellaceae
Product: valyl-tRNA synthetase-like protein
Exons: 3
Coding region: 1-3285 (1094 amino acids)
Biological process (GO): valyl-tRNA aminoacylation
Cellular component (GO): cytosol
Molecular function (GO): ATP binding; aminoacyl-tRNA deacylase activity; valine-tRNA ligase activity
Source: RefSeq, a predicted model, not a curated record